Taeniopygia guttata (zebra finch) is the source of this 4107-nucleotide messenger RNA. It is a transcript of the gene FAM180A, whose product is annotated as family with sequence similarity 180 member A. Lineage: Eukaryota; Metazoa; Chordata; Aves; Passeriformes; Estrildidae. The record is from RefSeq and is a predicted model, not a curated record.
CAUCACUUCUAGGUACCUAGUGGUGUAUCCUCUAUCCCUUGGUUUUGUAAAUACUCCUUGUGUUCCUAUUUUUCAUCAGUCUGUUCCAACACACAUCAGCCUGCUGUUAUUUUGGUGCUAGAUUCCCAAAAAGCACCCCAUGAUGCUGCUGCUGAAACUGUGUCAGGGACACAGUAGAUACCUGCAGCUUCCUCCAUGCUGAGUCAGUCUGGGAUAGACUCUCCCAGGGUGGUGUUCCUUGGCACCAGCAUCAGCCAGGAGACGUCUGUCCGUAGCCUUUUAUUUUUCUCAGCUUCACCCCUCCACAUUCAGCCUGGCUAGUGUAAACUGUCCUUAGGAUUGUUUAGUGUUCCUCAUGGUUCCAUUGAGGAGAGCCAGUUAAAGAUUUGGACCUUCCUGUUAUCCAUUCUGGCCAAAUGGAGGAAAAGGCCAGGACUUGUCUUGCCUAGAACUGAAAUCUAAAGGCAGCAUGGUAUGUUCUUAAUAAAGGAGUGAUUAUAUAAAUCACAGUAGCAAAAUGUUCUUGCAGAGCACAUGCCCCACUCCGUGACUGAAGUGUCUGAGAGUGGCUGCCCAUCAUUCCAGAGGAGGGAUUGGCCUUGGACAGGGGUUAGUUAGUGUGCAGCCCCCUGUGUUACAGAGGAGCAGCUACAAUUCCUGAGUCUCUUUUAAUGAAGUUCCUUGUGGCUGUUUAUUGGACAAAAAUAAAUUCCAACUGGCCCAUAUAACAAAUGAAACUCAACUACAAAAAUGUAAUGAUAUUUAUUCACCCAGCUGCCAGCAAACUCACAUGCACUAUGAGUCAUUCCAGAUGUGGAUAAAAACAAAGUCUGUCUGUGAAAGUAAGUUUCCUGAUCCCGAGGAGACUUGGUUUGGGAGACGAGCUGUGCGCUGACUUCAGCUCUACUCAGAAGAACAGGCAGGUUCUUCUGCAAAGGGGGAGGGGGAGAGGAAAGGCCAUUAUUUAUUCCUGAAAAGAAAGGAGCUGGGAAAAUAAAAAAAAAGCUACUGUACAGCUAGACACACGUAUUUUAAGGAGAAGGAUGCUUUGGAAGACUCUGGUGCUGCUGCUGUUCUAUUACAGUGCUUAUGCCACUGUGCCCCACAGAUGGAGCAGAGCUGUGCUUUUCCCAGCUGCUCAGCGAUUCAAGAGGUCCUCAGCUGCCUUCCUCAACCCAGUGUUACAAAACUCUCUGGAAGAUGUGGUCCUGCUUUAUGAGUUUCUUUUAGCUGAGCUUGACAUCGACAAAGGUCAGAGGAUCUCCAUCAAAGAUGAGGAGCUGGCUUCCCUGAGGAAGGCUGCUGAGUUUGACACCAUCUGCAAUGAGAUUAUCCCCAAGAGCAUCACAGAGAUCCGCAGGUUGAGCAGCAGGCUGUCUUCCUACCCGAGGGUCCUCAAGAAGGAAGACUUUGAAAGGACAGUGCUGACCAUGGUCUACACGGCCUACAGAGCUGCUCAGUCCCAGGGGCACCAGAAAGACACUUGGGCUGAAUCCUUUGUCAAUCUCUACAAAGCCCUGAAGAAUGACUUGAUGCUCCCAUACAACAAACAGCCCUCAUAAUGGAAGGGGAGCAGUGGCUCAGCCGCCUGCUCUGGUUGGUGAAGGACACAGUAGCACAACCACCACUUUAUUCUGUAAAGAGUUUAAUAGCCUGCUUCAUGAAAGAUUGUUCGUUUUCUGGCUCCCUCUUGUGGAGUCUGCUUUCUUGUCCCAUGCUAAAUGGUGAAAAACAUCUUCAGUCCUGAGAAUUCGAUUUUUUGUGCUGGCUCGGAGGCACGCUCUGUGACAGGAAAAGAAGGGAGUUUGUUGCACACCCAGGCAGACCCUUGUUUGAGGCAAACCCUUGACUCAUCCUUUGGGUUCCUAUAAACAAUACAUAAAUAUAGUGUGCUUAUGCUCUCAUGCUGAUGUGCAAGUGCUGGAGAGUGCUGCUUUCCUAGCUGGGGAAACAAGCUCAUGUUUGGCUGGCCAGUAAGAGAAUAUGACAGAGAUGAAGGCCCGCUGUAAAAGGAAGAGGUUUCAUAAUGUCAGCCUUCAGAAAUUAUGCCACAUAUUAUUCAUUCCAAAUGUUCUCAUAAAUAAGAACUCUGAUUCACUUCAUUGGGCUGAGCCAGUGUUUAAUUGCAAUAACAUUUGUAGAAGACAAAGGGCAUUGUGAAGACCAGCAGCAAACAAUGCCUGUGAACGUAUUCCCUGCUUCCUGGACUGUCCCAAACAGUCUGCAAAUAAUCUUUCAUUAUAUGCACAUGAAUUUGCUUCUGCUGCUUGUUUUUUUGAAAGGAACAUGUAUUUGUCCUCAGUGGAAUCCAAGGCAAGACAAAAGCCCUAUUUAAUUUAAAAAUUACAUGUUUUUUUCCUGGUUCUAUCACUUGAACGUAGGUCUUCUAAACCUAUGCUCCAGAAUCCCACUGAGGCAAGGGAGGAACGUGCAUUAAAACAUACCUGGUGCUGAAUUUAGCACUGUGGCUCUUUUUUUUUUUUUUUUUUGAACAGUAAAUUGUAUAAUCAUUUCAGUAUCAGUGUGUGUGUGUGUGUGUCUGUGUGUGUGUGUGUGUGUCUGUGUGUAUCUGUAUUCCUGCAUGUGUGUGCACAUGAGUGCUGAGUACGUAGAAGAAUCCCAAAUUGUUCAGUCAGUGAACAAUUGCAUCUGACCACUUGGCAGAAAAAGCCAUUUACCAAUUCAGUGGUGCGAAUUGUGAAUUUGGGAGCAGUAAAGGAAAAACUGUAGAAAUACUGCAACCAAUUAUAAUGAACUCCCCCCCCAAAAAAUGAACAGAAAAUAGACAGAUAAAAGAGAUCUAUUUUGUCAGAAGGGUGACUAGCUAUAAAAAUCCAGACUCUGCUAAAUCAAACUACCAAAUGUUUGUGCACAAGAGAUACAAACUCUGUUUUUCUAUUAAUAUUAGAGUGCUUCUGUUUCCAGACUAUGGGAAAAUAGGUGAACAUUUAUUUCAUCCUUUCCUAUCAUCAUUCUCUAUUUUAUUAUUGCAUAAUAUAUUAAGGAUACAAGUCCAAAUCACAAAUCCCCAACACUAAAACAGACCUAAGGAUUCCAGCCCAAGUUCUGAAUCAUGUUUAACUACUUUUGCAUCACUUGAGCAAAAGGAGUUAAUUCUUCUGUGUCCCUUAAAAGGGGCAUUUCAAGGAUUGGAGCUGAAAAAAUCCACCCAGAAGCACAGUGCAAGCAGUCAGAGCACUGGGUUUGGCAAACACCUGUGGCAAUGUGGAAGCAGAGCAGCCUUGGGGCAGUCUGGCCGUGGCAUUAGCAGCUGGACAAAGGGCUUAUAAAAGACAGAGUCAGUCUUGUUUCCCCCAGGAGUUUCUGGAUUUGUGUGAACAAGUGUGCAGGUUCAUUUAGACACACAAAUGUGUAGGCACAAUUUUAUACCUGAAGAAUUUUGUUGGCCAUCUUCAAAGCCUGUCUGGCAGAUGGGAAAGGAAGCUGCAAACCUUCGGCACAAAACUGUGUGCUACAAAUAUCUCUGCUUGAACACACAGAGCUCAUUACCCCGAAAGCAGUUUUAUUUUCCUGCCCACAUGCCCUUUAAGCCCUCAGCUUUAACACUGAUGAUAUGCUUAUGAUUUCUUCCUCUGCCAUGCUUUAUCAACACAUGAAGGGGAAAUGCCACAGAGUGCAGCACUGUCUUUCCAGCUCUGCUUCUUGGCUCCCUGAAACAUCACUUGCUGGAAGAGCCUGGAACCAGGCCUAUUCAAAAAUGCCUCUUAGCCAGAUACUCCAAUUCUGCAAAAAUAGCAAGAAAGAGAUCUAGAGCAAAAAUUAAUUGCUAGCAGUCACCAAUCAGAGAAAUACCUCCCAGCCAUGCUUCUCACUCCACAACAAGACUGCCCAGCAGAGUUUACUAAUCAUAAAAUAUCCCAUUAAAAAGAAUUACAGAUAGUUUUUAAUAGCUUAUAAUUCCCUAUGAUAUACAUACCAUACUUACAAAUUGGUAACCGAAACAUUUAUUUCCUCAACAGAAAAUAAAGGUUUAAUUUUACUGUGUGUAAGGUAAGAAAAAGAUUUAUUCCUUGGGAAAGUGCUUGGACUGCCCAAGUUAAUUUAAGAGAGACUCUCAAUGUAAUAAUAAAAACAUUCUACAUAAAA